AUGGCACUUAAUCCUCCUGUAUUGUCAAAUAGUCUCCCAGCUCCUGUCAAUGGAGAAUACAUGGUCCUUUCCCGCUCAGAUAUUGACGCAGAAAUAACACUUGAUAAUGGAAACAAAUAUAAAGGAAAAGGCGAUUUAUACCUGACCACAGCCAGACUUGUAUUUGUGAAUAGAAAAGGUGGAAACAUGCAAAGUUUUGAUGUGCCGCUGGCCCUUAUGAGCCAUGAAAAGUUCAAACAGCCUAUAUUUGGGGCAAAUUAUAUAAAUGGGAAGGUCGAGCCUUUGUAUGGGCUGAUUCCUUGUCCUGCAGAAUUUAAAUUUUGGUUUAUGUCGGGAGGGACUGGAACUUUUUUGCCAUUAUUUUAUAGCACUGUGGAUCAGAUCAGAAAAAGAAGAAGUCAGGGGCAUUCAGGACCUGAUCCGAGAUUUAUUCAGUGUGUGGCGGCAGGGCAGCUGAGAAAUGUAGCAUAUGUCGAUCCGAAUGACCCGAGCACGAUUUUUGUACAGCAGCCACAACAGGCUGGACCUGGUUCUCAGCAGGGGGUUAAUUAUUAUUUUCCGGGAGCUCCAAAUGCGCAACCUCCUGCACAGGUGUAUCCGGUGCAGCCACCUCCUCAAUAUCCUCCUAAUUAUCAACAAGGGCAGUAUCAGCAAGCGCCUCAAUAUCAGCAACCACCUCAAUUCCAGCAGCCUCAAUAUCAGCAAGCUCCUCAAUAUCAGCAGGCUCCUCAAUAUCAGCAGAUACCUCAAAAUCAAGCUUCACAAUUUCAGCCACCACCUCAAUCUCAGCCUCCCCAAUAUCAGCAGCCUCAAUAUCCCCCUCAGCAAUAUCAGCAGAUACCUCCUCCAGCGAGUUACCCUCAAAAUCAGCCUCAACAAGGACCUUAUCCUCAGCAGCCAUAUCAACAGCCUCCUCCGUCUAACUAUCAGCCACCUCCACCAGGUCAGUUCUAUCCCCCUCCUCCUCCCUCAAAAUAA
Messenger RNA from Blepharisma stoltei, 978 nucleotides. Lineage: Eukaryota; Ciliophora; Heterotrichea; Heterotrichida; Blepharismidae. The record is from the annotation of a GenBank genome assembly.